CAGGACGUCUUUCAGCUCCAUCUUCUCUGCAGAGUCUGACACCCGGACGUCAUAGGCUUCUCACUUUGUCAGUAGAUCCUCAUCCUCUGAAACUGGUCCAAUUCCUUCUGGCUCUCAGCAAAUAAAUGUGAUUCCAAUAACUGGAGAUUACAAACAGUAAACAACUAUUGAGUGCGCAGACAGUAUUCUGGAGAGAGAGGGAUUGAGAUUCACUCACUGCAGUCUCAGGGACAGGUUUCCUUUGCCUCUAAGGUCCUCCAUCUUCUGGAUGAAUUUGCUGGCUCCUCGCAGAUAAUCUUGGGGGGUGAUUUCAACUGGGUAUGGGAUCCUCUCUUGGACACAUCCACUUGGACAGGUUUCCUUUGCCUCUAAGGUCCUCCAUCUUCUGGAUGAAUUUGCUGGCUCCUCGCAGAUAAUCUUGGGGGUUGAUUUCAACUGGGUAUGGGAUCAUCUCUUGGACACAUCCACUGGAUGGAUCUAUAUUCAGUAACUACAGUCCUUUUGGUGAUGCUCAUGACCAUCUUGUUGACUAAGUACACCAAGAUAUUGUUGGAGAAGUCUAAGCUGCCUCCUGGACCAACUCCUCUCCCCAUCAUUGGCACUCUUCACAAGAUGAACUUCAAUAACAUUGUGAAGUCGCUGCUGGAUUUAUCAAAAAAGUAUGGUGACAUAUAUACCGUAUAUGAAGGGAGCCAACCGGUUAUUGUGCUAUGCAAUUAUAAAACCAUCAAAGAUACGUUAAUUGAUAAAGCAGAAGAGUUCAGUGGUCGAGCCUAUUUUCCUUCCUUCUUUGACUUUACCAAAGGAGAUGACUUUGCAUUUAGUAGUGGUGAAAAAUGGAAGGAGCUGAGACGUUUUGCGAUGCUAACACUGGGGAGUCUUGGAGUUGGAAAACGCAGCUUUGAGGAGAGGAUACGAGAGGAAGCCAUGUGCCUGACUGAUGUACUGAGAAAAUCAAAUGGAUCCUCAAUAGAUCCCAAUUACAAUAUACUACGUGCAAUGUCCAAUGUCAUUUGCUCUGUAGUGUUUGGUAACCGGUUUGAAUAUAAUGAGGAACAUUUCCAAAAACUUGUGUUAUGCGUUCAAGACAACUUCCGAAUCAUGAGCACACGCUGGGGAUUACUAUACAACAUUUUCCCGAAUGUAUUGCGGUACAUUCCUGGACCUCACCAUGAAAUUAUGGAAAACUUCAAAUUCAUGGGAGACUUUAUCAAGAUGAAAAUGGAGAACAAUAUGAAGACUUUGGACAGGAAUAACCCAAGAGAUUUUAUAGACUGUUUCUUGAUCAAGAUGGAGAAGGAAAAGAACAAUGAAAAAACAUUCUACAAUCCUGAUACUUUGGUGAUGUGCUCUUUAAUCUUAUUCUUUGGUGGAACAGAAACAGUGAGCGCCACCUUCAGAUUUACAUUAUUAUUUGUCAUGAAACACCCCAGUGUAGCAGCAAAGGUCUACGGGGAAAUAGACAGUGUUAUUGGCCAGCGUCCACCCAAUUACGAGGACAGACACAGCAUGCCUUACACCGUAGCUUUUCUAUAUGAAAUCCAGCGGUAUGCUGAUGUGGUACCAUUAGCUCUUCCCCAUGAAUUGACCAUGGAUACUCAGAUUUAUAAUUAUAAAUUCAAGAAGGGAACAGUGUUCACACCAGUCCUCACAAGUGCACACAAUGACAAGACACAGUUUGAUAACCCGGAGAAUUUCGACCCCAAACACUUUUUGGAUGAAAAUGGGAAACUUAUAAAAAAUGAGGCCCUGAUGCCAUUUUCUGCAGGUAAGAGAAUAUGCCCGGGCAAGAGCUUGGCAGAUAUGGAGAUUUUUCUGUUCAUCACAACACUAUUGCAGAAAUUCACAAUCAAGUCGACGGUGCCCCCCGAAAAGAUCUCGGUUACUCCAGCAGCUGUUGGACUUGGACACAUUCCCCCCAGCUAUGAGAUAUGCUUUUUACCCCGUACUUGCACUGAAGAAUAACAACAGCUGAUGGCACAAAAUGGGUCAGGUGUGAGCCUACCCUAACAAUGAUCUUCUCAGUGUUUCCUGUCAGUAAUAGCACCCACAUAUACUAUAACAGUGAUCUUCUCAGUGCUUCCUGUCAGUAAUAGCGCCCACAUAUACUAUAACAGUGAUCUUCUCAGUGCUUCCUGUCAGUAAUAGCGCCCACAUAUACUAUAACAGUGAUCUUCUCAGUGCUGUCUGUUGGUAAUAGCGCUCAUUUAAUUUUUUACACAGUAAUAGUUUUCCUCUUAAUGCCCCUUAUUGUGUAAUAAUGCCCACCUUCAUGCUCCUUACUGUACUACAGAUCACGGCACAAAAAAAUGACCCUCAUACAACCCUGUAUAUGGAAAAAUGAGAAAGUUAUAGGGGUCAGAACAGGGCAAUUUUAAACAAACUUAUUUUGUUAAAAAGUCUGAGUUUCAUUUUUGCAUUUUUGUUUUUUCCUAAUUCAUAACGCUUUAAAUUUUGCACCUACAUACACAAAUAAGGUCUUGUUUUUUUGCAUCACCAAUUGUAAUUUGUAAUGACAUCACUUAUUUUAUAAUAUAAUCUGCGGCGAAACAAAAUUAUUUGAGGGGUGAAAUUAAAUUUUUAUUUUUUAUUUUGGGGGCUCCCGUUUCUACGCAGUGCACUUUUUGGUAAAAAUUACAGCCUAUCUUUAUUCUGUAGAUCCAUACAGUUACAAGCAUACCCAAUUUAUAUACCCAAUUUGGGACUUUGGUAUUUUUUUACGCAUACACCAUUGACCGUGUGGUUUAGCUAACCUUAUAUUUUAAUAGUUCGGACAUUUUUGCACGCAGCGAUACCACAUUUGAUUAUUUUUAUUCUUUAUUCCAUUAUUAAAGGGGGUAAUUAAAAUUUUUGAUACAUUUUUGAUAUUAUAUUUUUUUUAGGGGGCUACAACAUGCAACCUUCUGAUUGGAUAUACUGAUCAAUGCUAUGCCAUAGCAUAGCAUUGAUCAGUGUUCUCUGCGCUCUGCUGCUCCAGGCAUGGAGCAGUAGAUUGCCGAUCGGAUGACAGAGAGGGAGGUGAGGACCCUCCCGUUGUCCUCUCAGCUGAUUGGGAUAUCACGAUUUUGAUGCGAUAGUCCCGAUCAGUUCCGCUGAGCUGCAGGGAUUCUUUCACUUUCGCUUUAGACUCCGCAAUCAACUUUGAUCGCAGCGGCUAAAGGGUUAAUGCCUGGCAUUGUAGCAACCAGGACCCACCUGGUUUAACCCUUUCUCCGCUGGUGAGAAUGGUUUAAACCUGGUAAAUGGGACCAGGGCGUACAGGUACGCCCUGCGUCCUUAAGGGGUAAAAAGCAGUACAAUAAUAGAAAAGCAUAUAAUAUGAGGACCAUUUACAUCGAAUAGACCUACAGAAUAAAGAGAACCUAUCAGUUUUACCAUAAAGUGCACUGCAUGAAAAAUAAUGCUCCAAAAUUUGCAAAAUUGCGUUUUUCUUUUCAAUUUCUCUUCAAAAUAUUAGUUUGAAUGCGCUGUACAUUUUAUGGUACAAUGAAAGGUGUUAUUACAAAGUACAAUAGAUGGUGCAAAAAAAAAAAAAACAAGUACCAUAUGGGUCUGUGGAUGGAAAAAUGUAAGAGUUAUGGCAAAAAUCUGAAUUAGCUGAUGAGGUUAACCCCUCAAGGGGUUAAAAUAUGAAUUCAGCCCCCACAAUAUCUGUCAGUGGUUCCACACUGAUUACAGAAAUAUAUGUGCUGUAAUUGAAUAUUUAUUACCCCUCCCCCCUAUCCUUUCCUCUAUUACCUUAUUACCUUCUAUUUUAUUCAUUGCACAGAGCCUAUAUACACACACACAGCACAGGCUUACUAUGGAUCUUCCAAGACCUGCGAUUACAUCAUCAGGAGUUCUAGCCUGAAGGAUUCAUCAGAGGUCCUAGAAGGUCCAUAGUAAGUCUAUUAAUGCUAUCUAUGGGCUGUCUGCAUCCCAUACAGGUUUAGGGCUAUACUAACACUACCAAUACUGCAGUUUGAACAAAAUUGCGGUAAAAUCGCUGUGAUUUUACAGCAAUUUUGCGCAAAAUUCAGUAUUGUUAGUAAUGCCCUAAAGCUUUUCAGGGGCCCCAUUUGGAUGGGUCAAGUUUACCAACAGAUUUCCCCGCAGGGUCAUCCAAUAGUUCCCAUUUUUCCCUAUGGGAAAAAUGGGAACUAUUGGAUGACCCUGCGGGGAAAUCUAUUUAUAAACUUGACUUAAUUAACCCUCCAUAUACUGGUCUUAAAAUUGGAAGACCCCUUUUGGAUGGGGGCCCUGGUCAACUGCCUGGGUUGCCCUGCCCUAACACCGGCCCUGCUGAGCUACAAUACCUGACAUAACCCAUGAACAUGAAUGAUGCUAUUAGCAAUAGACUGGUAUUUCUAGUGGCAUACAAUCCUGUAAGAGUAUAGCAUUUGGGCCAUGUUUCAUGGGAUGUAGUGAGGGAAUGGUCCAAGAUCAACUUUAGUAUCAGGUGGGAUCCUGAAGUGCAUAGGAAUAAGCUGCAGUACUGAAAUGAAGGGUCACAAUCAGGGUAGUACCGGUGGUUCUGCUGCCCAGGUAGGCCCAAACUCUUUAGUCUAAACCCACUCGCUACUUACUAGUCACCUCUUCAGAGCAAAGUUAUUUUAAAAUGAUAGGGUACUAUUGAAUAAGCAGCAGUGGGCAAUCGAGUUCCCAUCAUACAGUCGUGCCCUAUAUUUUACACAAGCAUGAAUUACAGACCCCAUUUAGUAUUCUAGUCCCAUUAUAAUAAAACUAUAUUAUAUAAGCUUAAAUAAGUUCAUAUUAUUCUCUUUUUAUUCCAUAUUUGGUGGAUUCCUGUGCCCAAUACAAUAGAUGGAGGCUGUUGUAGAUGUUCAGGGUCCCUGACCAUUUGUCUGUAUAAGUCCCUGCUCAAAUAUAUUCCAUGAUGUCAUUAUUUGCUUUCAUUGUGCUAUUAUAUACAUUGCAUACAGUAGGUGCAACAUAUCAAUAUUUGUAUUAUUAUAGUGUAAACUUUAGACUCUAUACCUUUUUUUUUUUAAAAUAUAUUUGUAAUGUUUAACCUAAUGUUCUCAAUCUCAACAUAAAAUCUUAUG
Messenger RNA from Hyla sarda, 5045 nucleotides. RefSeq names its product cytochrome P450 2F2-like. The record is from RefSeq and is a predicted model, not a curated record. Gene Ontology annotation, molecular function: iron ion binding; heme binding; oxidoreductase activity, acting on paired donors, with incorporation or reduction of molecular oxygen, reduced flavin or flavoprotein as one donor, and incorporation of one atom of oxygen. Bases 442 to 1965 code for a protein of 507 amino acids. Gene Ontology annotation, cellular component: cytoplasm; intracellular membrane-bounded organelle. The transcript is spliced from 13 exons. Gene Ontology annotation, biological process: xenobiotic metabolic process. NCBI's taxonomy places the organism in Eukaryota, Metazoa, Chordata, Amphibia, Anura, Hylidae.